AUGGCGCGUGAGAGCAGAGCCGAUGCGAUGAGUAGCCCAUCUUCAGAUGCCUGGUCCAGUGAUGAGUACAAGCCUCCUCCUGGAAGCCCGUGCUCCUCUACAUUAUCCAGCAACGUUUCAGUAUUUUCUGACACAUCGUGUGCUGAAGUGUCUGAUGAAGAGGAGCUAGAGCCGACCUCCACAAAGGCCCAGAAAAACAAACGGACCAAGAGGACAGAUGCGUGUGCUGAAGUGUCUGAUGAAGAGGAGCUAGAGCCGACCUCCACAAAGGCCCAGAAAAACAAACGGACCAAGAGGACAGAUGCGUGUGCUGAAGUGUCUGAUGAAGAGGAGCUAGAGCCGACCUCCACAAAGGCCCAGAAAAACAAACGGACCAAGAGGACAGAUGCGUGUGCUGAAGUGUCUGAUGAAGAGGAGCUAGAGCCGACCUCCACAAAGGCCCAGAAAAACAAACGGACCAAGAGGACAGAUGCGUGUGCUGAAGUGUCUGAUGAAGAGGAGCUAGAGCCGACCUCCACAAAGGCCCAGAAAAACAAACGGACCAAGAGGACAGAUGCGUGUGCUGAAGUGUCUGAUGAAGAGGAGCUAGAGCCGACCUCCACAAAGGCCCAGAAAAACAAACGGACCAAGAGGACAGAUGCGUGUGCUGAAGUGUCUGAUGAAGAGGAGCUAGAGCCGACCUCCACAAAGGCCCAGAAAAACAAACUGACCAAGAGGACAGAUGCGUGUGCUGAAGUGUCUGAUGAAGAGGAGCUAGAGCCGACCUCCACAAAGGCCCAGAAAAACAAACGGACCAAGAGGACAGAUGCGUGUGCUGAAGUGUCUGAUGAAGAGGAGCUAGAGCCGACCUCCACAAAGGCCCAGAAAAACAAACGGACCAAGAGGACAGAUGCGUGUGCUGAAGUGUCUGAUGAAGAGGAGCUAGAGCCGACCUCCACAAAGGCCCAGAAAAACAAACGGACCAAGAGGACAGAUGCGUGUGCUGAAGUGUCUGAUGAAGAGGAGCUAGAGCCGACCUCCACAAAGGCCCAGAAAAACAAACGGACCAAGAGGACAGAUGAAGCUUCUAGAAACCCAAAGAAACCCUGGAGUGAGGAGGAGAGCCGUGGAGAAGAGGAUGGGGAAGUACCUGGCUCUGUGUGCUGUGCCUCACACAGGAGUCUGCAGCCCUCAUCAACAGAACCUGGAAGGACCUCAAUUAUGGACCGUGGCUUCUAUCGCUCGGUGGACGUCCAGGACCAGGCUCACUACAUCGUGGCGUUCUUCGUCUUUGUCAUUGGAACAGUCGGCGUCACCGGCAACGCUCUGGUUAUGUACGCGUGUGCUUGUAAUAAAAAACUGAGGACACGACCGAACUACUUCAUCAUAAAUCUGGCCGUCAGUGACUUCCUCAUGGCCAUCACUCAGUCUCCCAUCUUCUUCAUCAACUCGCUCUACAAAGGAUGGAUCUUUGGAGAAACUGGCUGUAAGAUGUAUGCCUUCUGUGGGGCCCUCUUUGGGAUCACGUCUAUGAUCAACCUUCUUGCUAUCUCUGUGGACCGCUACAUCGUCAUCACCAGACCUCUGCAGGCCAUUCAGUGGGCCUCCAACACCCGCACCUGCUGCACCAUCGCCCUGGUCUGGCUCUACUCCCUGGCCUGGAGUCUGGCCCCUCUGCUGGGCUGGAGCUCCUACAUCCCCGAAGGGCUGAUGACCUCCUGCACCUGGGACUAUGUGACGGCGACUCCUGCGAACAAAAGCUACACUCUGAUGUUGUGCUGCUUUGUCUUCUUCAUUCCUCUGGGAAUCAUCUCCUACUGUUACCUCUGCAUGUUCCUGGCCAUCCGCCACGCCAGCAGGGAAGUGGAGCAGAUGGGUUCUCAGAUGAGGAGGUCGACCCUGCUGCAGCAGCAGUCCAUCAGGACCGAGUGGAAACUCGCCAAGAUCGCCUUCGUGGUCAUCAUCGUGUUUGUGUUGUCGUGGUCACCGUACGCCUGCGUCACCCUGAUCGCCUGGGCGGGAUACGGGGGGAUUCUUGACCCUUAUUCCAAAGCCGUUCCUGCGGUGAUCGCCAAAGCCUCCGCCAUUUACAACCCCUUCAUCUACGCCAUCAUCCAUCCUAAAUACAGGGACACUCUGGCAGAGAAGUUCCGAUGUCUUCACUUCCUGAAUCAAACGAAAAGGAAAAACAAUCUGUCGGUUUCUCAGAGCGAGUCGUCCUUUAAAGAGUCCGGUCUGAGUCGACAGUCUUCAGGCUCCAGCAAGAUCCAGAGAGAGACCUCCAUGUCCACCACCGACACCCAGGUGUUGAGCGACGUGGAGCUGGAUCCUCUGGACAAAGGCCGCUGCCUCUCCCUGAGCUUCUCUCUCUGCUCUUUGACCGAGAGAGUCAACAAACCAUCAGGAAACACAGACCAGAAGCACAGCGGGACCAGACACCAGGACUUAAGUUUACCGUCACACACGACGAGAGCUGUCUGA
Molecule: messenger RNA, 2460 nt
Organism: Knipowitschia caucasica
Lineage: Eukaryota; Metazoa; Chordata; Actinopteri; Gobiiformes; Gobiidae
Source: the annotation of a GenBank genome assembly